Messenger RNA from Nymphaea colorata (pocket water lily), 979 nucleotides. RefSeq names its product dirigent protein 20-like. The record is from RefSeq and is a predicted model, not a curated record. NCBI's taxonomy places the organism in Eukaryota, Viridiplantae, Streptophyta, Magnoliopsida, Nymphaeales, Nymphaeaceae.
UUCUUGUUCAUGCACCGAAGUCUAUCUUCCUGUUACAAAUUCUCCAUAAAUACGAAAAUAACACAGAGAACUGAAAGCUGAAAAUAAAAGCGAGCCUUCUAAAACAAAAGCCCAUCUCCACCAUCCUCUCACUCUCUAAAAUUUUCCUGUAAAAUGCUAACAUGAGAGACGCUAAAAGCACCCAUGCUCCUCUGCUGCCUCAAGUUGCCAAACACCGCCAUGGACAGAAGCUUCCUUCGUAAAUCCUUGCUGUUGUUCAUGCUCUUCCUCUUCAUCACCACUGCCACCUUCGCCGGGGCCAACGUUCCCGGCCACCCAUUACCAAGAGGCAAGAGCAAUGCCGCCGAGGGAAGAGAAGGUGACCCGUUUCCGCUUCUCCUGGCACGACGUGGUGAGCGGUAAGAACCCUACCAGCAUCACCAUCGUAAAAGGCGCAGCCUCCACUUCUUCCUUCGGCAAAGUCCAGAUGAUCGACAAUGUCCUGACGGAGGGGCCGGAGCUGACAUCGAAGCAAGUGGGGAGGUGCCAGGGGUUCUACGCGUCGGCGGCGCAGCAGGAUCCAGGGCUUCUGAUGGACAUGAACGUGGUGUUCACGGCGGGGAGGUACAAUGGCAGCACCCUCAGCAUCAUGGGCCGGAACCCGGUGCUGCACAAGGUGAGGGAGAUGCCAGUCGUCGGCGGCAGCGGCGCCUUCCGGUCCCGGAUGGCCCGCGGCUAUGCCCUGCUCAGGACCCACUUGAUCGACAACGCCACCUUCGAUGUCACCGUACAGUACGAUGUGGUUGUAGUCCACCAGUGAGUUAGUCGGCGGCAGGCUGGCCGGCCGGGUGGUUACCGUCUGUACCAUAAUGCCUUGUUUUUUAUGGGGAACACUUUGUUUUCAUGGAGGACUCUGUUUUUGUUUUUGGUUCUUCUGUUUGUUUGCCUUUUGAUUAUCAGACGAGAUUCAACUAUUGCAGUAGUAAUUGAAUGCAGAUUG